UGCACUGUUACGUCAAAAUAAAGUAGUGAAAAGGUGCAAAUUGCGUGCGAGUUAAAUAAAAACUAUUUCCUAGGGCGGAAAACGUGUUGCAAGUGGCUUUUUGAGAGUGGACCAGUGAUUGUGGAACAUGAGGACACUGGCGGCAGGCAGAAGGUAGUGGCUGCCAAGCGGAGCAGCCCUUAUCAAAAGAGGCUUAAGUCUGGAGCGAACCCAAAAAUAGCGUGCCUGCGACAGGUAAACAGGGGUAAUCUAAAAAAUAGCCCCCGACCCCUGAAAUCCAGUGGCUGCCAAACUGUACACGGUGAUAUAUCCACCAAAAACACAGUUUCAAGUUCAAGCCGAUCUUUGAGCUUCGUAUACGAUCGUUUUCACCUCACAACCGGAUAUUCACCACACCUGACGGCGCGCACGCGCAUCAAUUCGAAAAAUCCACAAAAAGCGAAAACACUUCGCUGGAGCUGCUGAAGCAAAACGCAAGCAAACCGCGCUUCGCUGUCGCCACGAAAAUCGCCUGUAGUCCACCCCAAAAUCGAGCGUUUCUAAAAUCCUGCGAUCCUGCCAAAAUAUAAACAAAAAAAACCUUUUAUAAUGCGGUUCACCUGUUGAAUUCUGUGCCUGUGUCUCGAUCAAAGCGUACAAUUCUUACCGAAAAAACAAAGAAUUUAAAACCCUUACCCAAUUAGAAAAACCUUUGUUAAUAAAACUAAAAACAAAAUGGCCUGUUUGAGCACUUCCGGUCGCGUCGUGUGCGUUUCGCGUCGCCAGCAGACACACAAGUUGCUAUAUCAACUUUUUGGAUCCCGCCCAGGACUUACAAAUCCAUCCCCAUCGACCGGAUUUAAUCCACCCAAGGUUCAACUGCAGGCCAUGCGACUUUUCCAUGGAUUAAGCUUUAGCAUGGGCAAGGAUUAUCCAGAUUUGCUGCAAAGCCCCCACAAAUGCAGUAACAGUCUGAAGUACUCCCAAUGCUCCAAGGCGAAUGUGAGACAGCACAGCUCGGUCCACACACAACAGCCAGCUGGACCUGUAAGGGAGUUCCAGAUCGAUCCCUACAUCAUUCUCGACGAUGACCUUAAGUACUUCUACGACGACGUGAGAUAUCUGCUUAAAUCGGGAACAUCCCAACCAGAGUUGGACACCAUUGCGAGCUAUUAUUUUGAUGGCCAGGGAAAGGCGCUGCGACCCAUGGUGACCAUGCUGAUGGCCAAGGCGAUAAACUAUCACCUGAACAACGAGUCACACCAAUUAGUACACAAACAACGACAGAUCGCCCUCUUUUCGGAGAUGGUACACUCGGCCAGUUUGGUUCACGACGAUGUCAUUGAUCAGUCGGACUUCCGACGCGGCAAGCCCAGCGUGAAUGCUCUAUGGAAUCAUAAAAAGGUCACAAUGGCUGGUGAUUAUAUCUUAUCGAUUGCCUCGAUUAUGAUAGCUCGUCUGCGAAGCGAUGAUGUGACGAUCGUGCUGAGUCAGAUCUUGACCGAUUUGGUCCAAGGCGAGUUCAUGCAGCUGGGCUCAAGAGAAACGGAAAACGAGCGAUUCGCCCAUUAUCUGACCAAGACAUACAGGAAGACCGCUUCGCUGAUCGCCAAUGCACUGAAAGCGACCGCCGUGAUUGCCCAGGCCGACGACAACGUUGCCGAGGUGGCCUUCCAGUACGGGCGUAACAUCGGUUUGGCCUUUCAGCUGGUCGACGACAUGCUGGACUUUGUCUCAUCCACCGAGCAGAUGGGCAAGCCGACGGCGGCGGAUCUGAAACUGGGAUUGGCUACCGCCCCCGUUCUCUUUGCAUGCGAAAAGUACCCCGAGCUGAAUCCCAUGGUGAUGCGGCGCUUCAGCGAGCCCGGCGACGUGGAGCGUGCCUUCGAGCUGGUGCACAAGUCACACGGUCUGGAGCAGACCCGAUUCCUGGCCAAAAAGCACUGCAACGAGGCGAUACGGCUGGCCCAGGAACUCACGGAAUCGCCCUACCAGAAGGGCCUUCAGGUGGUCGCCGAUUUAGUCAUCAACCGCAUGAAAUAGAGCUAACAUAAUAAUAUAAAUAUUACACCUACACGUAAUGCAACAAUAACAAUAGUGUUAUGUAGGCCACACACUUGAUGUUUCGGUUAAGUUCUGUUCAGCCAGCGGACUAAAUUUGCAAACAAGAUUUAUUAUUUAGUUUUUAGGCAUUUGUUGUUGACACUGUAAAUAAUUGCAUAAACAAACCUAAAUAACGGCAACGUUCACUGUACAUAAAUACGAGAUGUUCAAUGAAUUUUUAACAAAUUUUAUAUGCAAUGUUUUUUCUGAAAAAUGUAUUUAUACAUAAAGCGCGAAAUUGAGCAAGAAAGCCAACAAUAAGAAAACGAGAAAAUUGUACAAAUAUUUCUUCAAAAUAAAAGAAAUUAAAAAGAAACUCGGAAUUAAGCAUAAAAGAUAAUGAGGAAAAAUGUUUAUUAGUCAAUGCAACAAAGAAAACCAGUGUGUAAAACGAUAUUUAUGAUAACAAGCAUGAAGAACAUAAAACGUUUAGUUUAUAUUAAAUUCUUAUUUAAGGUAUUUCAUGCCUAAAUGGUUCAAUGGUAAAUGAUUGCACUUUUCAAAACAUCUUCUGACAGCACAUAUAUGUAAUUAAAAUUGGAAAACUAAGCUGGAUAAAAAAAAAUAUUUUGAACCAUUCGCGCAUGAAAUGCACAUUACAAUAUGUUUUAUAAGGAAUUUUAUGAGGAUUGUACGUGAAACAAUGCUGCCCAGUCUUAAUUUUAAAUCCUUUCUUUUCCGCCUCUAAUGCAAUAGUAAUUUAUAAGACAUUUAACACAAAAUCGAAAAGCAAACCCCCAUUUCGGAAUGCCCUAAAAAUCUAUCUAUUUAAUUUAAGA
Molecule: messenger RNA, 2861 nt
Organism: Drosophila gunungcola (fruit fly)
Lineage: Eukaryota; Metazoa; Arthropoda; Insecta; Diptera; Drosophilidae
Gene: qless
Product: all trans-polyprenyl-diphosphate synthase PDSS1
Exons: 8
Coding region: 715-2022 (435 amino acids)
Biological process (GO): ubiquinone biosynthetic process; isoprenoid biosynthetic process
Cellular component (GO): transferase complex; mitochondrion
Molecular function (GO): prenyltransferase activity
Source: RefSeq, a predicted model, not a curated record